Messenger RNA from Eremothecium gossypii ATCC 10895, 1608 nucleotides. RefSeq names its product AFR229Cp. Gene Ontology annotation, molecular function: transmembrane transporter activity. The record is from RefSeq and is marked provisional. Gene Ontology annotation, cellular component: membrane. Bases 1 to 1608 code for a protein of 535 amino acids. Gene Ontology annotation, biological process: transmembrane transport. The transcript has a single exon. NCBI's taxonomy places the organism in Eukaryota, Fungi, Ascomycota, Saccharomycetes, Saccharomycetales, Saccharomycetaceae.
AUGGAGAGCACCCGUGGACUUAAUAAAGAUAAUUUUGAUGUUUGGAGCGAGGUAAGUUCUCGGGAAGCAACGAAACUGAACCCUUUUGAUGAUCCAUUUGUUGCGGAUUAUUACAGGAAAGUUUACGAAGACGCAAAAUACGAAUGCAGAAAGGCAUUUGAUCCUCAGCUCACUUGGACUCAUGAGGAAGAACGAAAAUUAGUACGAAAGUUGGAUCUACGCGUGGCAUUGACUUCGUGCGUCCUAUUCGCCGCGUUACAAAUAGAUCGCGGAAACCUUGGGCAAGCAGUUGCAGAUAAUAUGCUGGAUGAUAUCAAAAUGAACACCAAUGACUAUAAUCUAGGCAAUCAACUCUUUUAUGUCUUUUUUCUUUUAGCUGAAGUCCCAUCACAGUUGAUAUCUAAGAAACUGGGGCCAGACAUUUUUAUUCCUAUUCAGAUGGUAGCAUGGAGCGUUGUUGCGAUGUCACAAGCAGCUCUAAGUAAUAAAACCGGCUAUUUGAUCACACGCAGUGUUAUAGGUUUAUUAGAGGGAGGAUUUAUUGCAGACCUCGUCUUGUGGUUAUCUUACUUCUAUACAGCUACAGAACUCCCCAUCCGGCUCUCGUUUUUUUGGACUACGAUGUCUCUAGUUGAAGUUUGCACUUCUUUACUAGCAUUCUUGCUUUUCCGUCUAAGAGGUAUAGCUGGUCUGACUGGUUGGCAAUGGCUUUUUCUCUUAGAAGGAUUACUUACUUUAAUCAUCGGACUCAGUGGCUUUUACCUGAUGGUACCAUCUGCAGUACAGACAAAAAACAUGUUACACCCACAGGGCUGGUUCACGGAAAGAGAAGAAUUAAUUGUUGUUAAUAGGGUUUUGCGUGAUGAUCCAAGCAAAGGAGAUAUGCACAAUCGGCAAGCAUUGACUCCAAAGUUGAUAUGGCAAGCAUUAACUGACUAUGAUUUAUGGCCGAUUUACGUAAUCGGACUGGUACACUACCUUCCUGAUGGAACUGUUUCACCUUAUUUGACUUUAACACUCAAAUCAGUCGGUUUUUCAAAAUUCACCGUUCAGCUACUAGCUAUUCCUCGCAGUAUCAUUUUCAUAAUAUUUCUUCUGGGUAUUACGCGAUUUUCUGAAAAGAUUUCACAGCGUGCUUUACUUGGUUUAAUACCAUCUGUAUGGAAUACAACUUUACUCGGAUUAUUAAGGUGGUGGUCCGGCUCAUUGGUAAAAGCAUGGCCAACAUAUACAAUACUGACCCUUUUACUUGGUGCGCCAUAUAUCCACGCAAUAUGUGUAUCUUGGGCCUCACGAAAUUCUAAUUCCAUCAAAACGAGAGCAAUCUCUGCUGCUGUUUACAACAUGUUUGUUCAAAUGGGAAGCAUAAUAUCUAAUCAAUUGUACAGGGAAGAUGAUGCACCUCUUUAUCACAGGGGUAACGAGAUAUUGUUUUGGAUAAUGGCUACCAAUAUACCAUUAUUCAUUCUGGUAAAAUUAUACUACAUGCAUCGUAACAAAUCGCGGGAUAAAAAAUGGAAUAGCAUGACUGAAUGUCAGCAACGAGCUUAUAUAGUAAACACAACCGAUAAGGGAAAUAAAAGGUUAGACUUCAGAUUCGCGCAUUGA